This is a messenger RNA of Paramuricea clavata, 849 nucleotides long. Lineage: Eukaryota; Metazoa; Cnidaria; Anthozoa; Malacalcyonacea; Plexauridae. The record is from the annotation of a GenBank genome assembly.
AUGCCGUGGACACAAUUUUGUAAUGCAUACUUUGACUAUCUUACCAGAAACGUUGAACUCAAGCUUAUGUUCACCGUCCACCAGUACAAUUCACCGUUAACCAGUUCAGCAUCAACCAGUUCAGCAUCAACCAGAUCAGCAUCAACCAGUUCAACAUCAACUAGUUCGAAUCCAAACGUGGGAAAUUCGUCCACCAGGAACAGUGGUAAGAGUAGUAAGAGCGCGGUAAAAUCAUUCAGUGAAUACAAAAAGUUGAAAGGAAGUGAAUGGUUUAAUAAGUUAAAGUCAAAGAAAACGAAAAAGCAGAAGAAGUGGUUAUUUUCAUUGGACUGAUUCAAUGGAGAGAAAAGCACGCAAAUUAGUAGCUGCUCGAGGUAAAAGAGUGGCUCUCAGAAUAUCGAAUAAAGCACCAUAUACAGAUGUACUAUCGAAAGGAAUUGAGAAGUGGAAGGCAUAUCAUAGCAACGAAUUCGAUGAAGAUGAAGAAUACUCUCUAGUUUACCAAGAUGGCCAGGAAGCUCUUUUUUUCCGGGAACGAAGGAGUUUUUUACUGCAAAGAGAUACAAGGAGGAGAGUGGGAAAGAUUAUAAAAUAAUUACUUUGUAUCUCUGCAGUAAUUAUGAUCUUAAGAAAAAUGAAGACUUUGACCACGAAUCCGAAACCGAAGAUGAGUUUUUAGAACCCGCAGAAAAGAAGUCUAAAUCUCAAGUCGAGCAAGAUGAAAUUAUUGCCAGAGAACUACAAUCUGAAUUUAAUAAUGAAUGUAAUGAUACCAUUAAUAUCGCAUACGAGAACGAAGAUGCGUGUCAAUUGCUACAGAGUGAACGAGGUAUUGGUGCAACUGGCUGA